Molecule: messenger RNA, 2785 nt
Organism: Pygoscelis adeliae (Adelie penguin)
Lineage: Eukaryota; Metazoa; Chordata; Aves; Sphenisciformes; Spheniscidae
Gene: TMEM38A
Product: transmembrane protein 38A
Exons: 6
Coding region: 94-852 (252 amino acids)
Biological process (GO): potassium ion transmembrane transport
Cellular component (GO): membrane
Molecular function (GO): potassium channel activity; identical protein binding
Source: RefSeq, a predicted model, not a curated record
CAGGUUAUCUUAUGAAUGAAAGAGCUGAACAGAUUGUUCAUGAAUUCUAGAGGGCACCUAGGUUGAAGCAAUGGAGAGAAUGGAGCCGUGGAGAUGUCUCGUAGGAGCCCUUUUGCCUCCUGGCUUUGUGCUAUGCUCCACUGCUUCGGAAGUUACAUACUUGCUGAUCUGUUACUUGGAGAAUCGCCUAUUGAUUACUUCAGUAAUAACUCCAGUGUCAUCCUGGCCACAGCAGUCUGGUAUUUGAUAUUCUUCUGUCCCAUGAACCUCUUCUACAAGUGCGUUAGCUUUCUGCCUAUGAAGCUCAUCUUUGUGGCAAUGAAGGAGGUGGUCAGAGUUCGCAAAAUUGCGGCUGGGGUCCACCAUGCUCAUCACCGUUACCACCACGGGUGGUUCAUUAUGAUGGCUACUGGAUGGGUCAAAGGUUCUGGUGUUGCCUUGAUGUCUAACUUCGAGCAACUGCUGCGUGGGGUCUGGAAGCCAGAAACAAACGAAAUUCUUCGUAUGUCCUUCCCUACAAAGGCUAGUCUGUAUGGCACAGUCCUCUUCACUCUGCAACAAACUCGCUGGCUCCCUAUCUCUGAAGCCAACCUCAUCUUCUUUUUCACCAUGUUCAUGAUAGUUUGCAAGGUUUUCAUGACGGCAACUCACUCUCACGCCUCACCUUUUGCUCCAGUGGAAAGCUUCAUCUGCCCAGUUUUCUUUGGCUCUGUUUCCAGCGGACACACUAGUGAUCAUCACGAUCAGCAUGGGGCCUCCCAUGAGGUUUCCCAUCCUCCGCCUCCUCCUGCAAAGUCAAAAGAGGAGCUAAAUGAAGGCACAAGGAAACGGAAAGCAAAAAAAGCUGAAUAAAAAACCACCACACAGUAAACAGGCCAAGAAAAUUCUUCCAGAGCCGAGUCUCAAAGCCACCUGUGACCUCCUUUAUCCUCCAGUCCUUCUCUCUCAGACUCCAGAGGAGAGGUGGAAGCCAGGACGCUGCCAGGCGGGUCCUUGAAUUUCAUUUGUGCUCUCUGUGCUGCUGCUUGCUUCUUGGUCUCAGUCUCUCUAUUCUGAUCAUAUUUUCAGGGAUUUGUAGAUCUGUGCCAGGAUGAUAAGUGAGUGCCAGUUCCCAAGCUGUCAGCAAUUAUGAUGCAGCAUUUUCCAUUGAUGUAAAAUCUUUCACUGUGUUUAUUUAUGAAUGGAGGUAAUGGUUUGUGCUCCUGCAACUCCUAAGUUCCUUUGAGUUUUCACUGACCUUUUUGAUGUCUACCAAGACAACAAACUGUUUAGACACAAUCAAUGUGGAAAUUGGAUUUCAUACUCAAGGAAAUUAAAUGGUCUCGUAUGAGCCUGAUCUAAUUUUUCCUAGCUCCCACAUCUGCCAUAUCUCCAAUUAAUGUGACAUUUUAUAUGCAAUAAGGACAUCGACUCUGGUGUCCUAGCCAAACUCUGUUUCUCUCACCUAAGUUCCUUCUGAUUCUUAAUGGAUAGAACACGUCACUCUCUUAACUAAGUCUGUGUCUGCAAGAGCUUUGAAGCUGUGAAAUGCUCCGAGUGCUAUGUAUUGGUAUUGUUAUUAUUCUAAACUGUUGUGUAGCGUUGCUGCACAUUGCUAACAAUAGUGUGUCCCACCUCAAACCUGAUCAUAUUUAACUAGGGAAGAAGCAUAGUUCUGGUUUGUUUGUAAUCCUGUGGGAUACAAGAAGGGUGUGUGAGUGUAAAUAAGUAUUUAUUACUAUUUAUUUAUAAUUGCUGGGGCACCUAAUUCAUGGACCCGAAACUGGCUUUUUUAAAAUGUUGCAUCUUUAUAUAGAGAAUUGGAUACUUCUAAGUAUCUCCUAAGCCCACAGCUACACGCUGGUUUGUGCCUGAAGCAGGGAUUCUGGUGUGCUGAAGGACAGCCUGAACACUCUCACUGGAUGCAGGAAUGAACAUUUCCUAUAUUCUUAAAUUAAGAUAUAAAGGCUGAAGAAGUGGAUUUCACACCAGCUGAUUAACACUGCUUCAAAGGACUGAUAAAAGCACACCAGCUGAAGAUAUUGACUAUCCUUUGCAGGUCCCUUUCAGCCGGACUGCUGGUCUGUGAAAGCAGCUUGUGCCCAAGGAGUGAAGAAUAUGAAAUGCCUUGCAUGGCUCAGGGAGGAGUCUGUCAGUUCGUUCAUGUUCUACUUAGUGAAUACUGGCUUUUAGGCUAGUUUUAAGCUGUUCUUAUAACCGAUUUUGUUCUUAAAAGUGUCAUCUUAAGCAUUGCACCCAAAAGGCCAGAACUCAUUCCGAAGCUUUUAUAAUCACCAAGGGCUGGGAUCGCUGCGUUAAGAUGGCAUGCAUGGGGAUGUAGCACUGGGCUGUCAGUUAAGCAGCAUGUUGCCAUCCCUAGCAAUAAGGUUUGCUGCUGUCAUCUUGCAACUGGGAAUAUGAGGUUUUAAGAAAAGGAGGAUUUAAGAAAAGCUUUUUUUUUUUUUUUGGUGUCCCUGUUCAAAAUUGAAAUUGAUGGUUCAUUAAAAAAAAUAAUCAAGAUUUCUUGUAUACAACCAGAUGAAAGCCAGUACAAAAAGUCAAAUGAUUUGUGGGUUUUGAUAGUGCCUUAAUUUUGUGAGUUUCCCUCCCCUUCAGUAGAAAACAGGAAUUGUACCUGACAGCUCAACCGUAUGGUUUUGCAGAUGCUGGUCUACUGAAACCUGAUGUAUCACUAGCAUGCACAAGACUAUAAAUGUUUUAUGACAUGUCUGAUUCAAGGGGAAUUUUGUUUUAUAAAAGCCGUCAACAAAUAAAAAUUGUGAAGUGACUCUGAUUGUCCACUGGC